Molecule: messenger RNA, 3050 nt
Organism: Macroventuria anomochaeta
Lineage: Eukaryota; Fungi; Ascomycota; Dothideomycetes; Pleosporales; Didymellaceae
Product: glycoside hydrolase family 31 protein
Exons: 3
Coding region: 22-3021 (999 amino acids)
Biological process (GO): carbohydrate metabolic process; N-glycan processing
Cellular component (GO): glucosidase II complex
Molecular function (GO): carbohydrate binding; alpha-glucosidase activity
Source: RefSeq, a predicted model, not a curated record
CUGCUUUGAGAGCUGCUGGAUAUGGUUACAUUACAACAGCGGUCCGCUCCCCGGUGGACGGCCGUGCUACUGCUAUGGACGGCGCUGUGCAGCUUGUUCUUGCCAGCUGUGUCUGUCAAACAUGAAAACUUCAAGACUUGCGACCAAUCUGGCUUCUGUAAGCGCAACCGCGCGUUCGCCGACGACGUCACUGCCUCUAGCUCCUUCUUGUCCCCAUACGCCCUCGACCCUACGACGCUCAAGUUCAAAGAUGGCCAAUUGGAUGCUGUAGUCCUAAAGACAAUCAAAAAUGGUCAGGAGAAGGUUCAGUUGCCGCUCACGGUCACUUUCCUCGAAUCUGGUGUUGCGCGCGUUACUCUCGACGAAGCAAAGAGACAGAAGGGCGACAUCGAUCUCAGGCACGACAGCAAGGCUAGAAAGGAACGUUACAAUGAGGCUGGCAAGUGGGCUCUUGUUGGUGGAUUGAAAACCUCCAGCGGCGCAGCACUGGCCGAGGCAGCAGAUGCUGGCUACACCAAGGUCGUCUACGGCAAAGGCAGCAAGCACCAAGCUAUCAUCCGUCAUGUACCCUUCUCAAUCGAGUUCCAGCGGGAUGGAGAGACGCAAGUCAAGUUCAACGAGCGUGGUUUCUUGAAUCUCGAGCACUGGAGAGCGAAGGCCGAGAAGCCCAAGGAAGAACCCAAGGAGGGCGAAGAGAACAAGGAGGACCAGAAGGUCGAGGAAGAGCAGGGUGAAGACGAGAGCACUUGGUGGGACGAGAGCUUUGGUGGAAACACCGACACAAAGCCUCGGGGUCCUGAAGCCAUCUCUCUUGACAUUUCCUUCCCCGGCUACGCACAUGUCUUCGGUAUCCCUGAGCAUGCCACAAGACUCUCGCUGAAGACCACCAGGGGCGGCGACGAUGCUUACACCGAACCAUACCGACUGUACAACGCCGACGUCUUCGAGUACGAGAUGGAUAGCCCAAUGACCCUCUACGGUGCCAUUCCCUUCAUGCAGGCUCACCGCAAGGGUUCCACCGUUGGUGUUUUCUGGCUUAAUGCCGCCGAAACCUGGAUCGAUGUUACCAAGAAGAAGAACACUGCGAACCCGCUCGCGCUCGGUGUCGAAGGCCACACUGACACUCAGACUCACUGGAUGUCGGAGAGCGGUCUGCUGGAUGUCUUCGUCUUCCUUGGCCCCACUCCUCAGGACCUCACUCGCCAGUACGGAGAGCUCACUGGCUACACUGCCAUGCCUCAGUCCUUUGCCAUUGCUUACCACCAGUGCCGCUGGAACUACGUCACUGAUGAGGAUGUUAAGGAUGUUGAUCGUCGUUUCGACAAGUUCAACAUCCCCUACGACGUCAUCUGGCUCGACAUUGAGUACACUCACGAGAAGGAGUACUUCACCUGGGAUCCUCUGACCUUCGUUGACCCUAUCUCGAUGCAGCAGCAACUUGACAAGCGAGACAGGAAGCUCGUAGCCAUCAUUGACCCUCACAUCAAGAACACCAACAACUAUCCCAUUAUUGAUGAAUUGAAGAAGAAAGACCUUGCUGUCAAGAACAAGGAUGGCAACCAGUACGAGGGCUGGUGUUGGCCCGGUUCCUCAAUGUGGGUCGACUGCUUCAACCCAGCUGCUAUCGACUGGUGGAAGGGCCUGUUCAAGUACGACAAGUUCAAGGGCUCUGCAUACAACACGUUCAUCUGGAACGACAUGAACGAGCCGUCGGUCUUCAACGGUCCAGAGACAACCAUGCCUAAGGACAACCUGCACCACGGCAACUGGGAGCAUCGCGAUGUUCACAACGUCAACGGCAUGACCUUUCACAAUGCUACCUACCAGGCCCUGAUUGAGCGCAAGAAGGGCGAGCUUCGCCGUCCGUUCGUCCUUACCCGUGCCUUCUACUCUGGUAGUCAACGCAGCGCAGCCAUGUGGACCGGUGACAACCAGGCUGACUGGCCUCAUCUCGAAGCAUCUCUGCCUAUGAUCCUCAACCAAGGUAUCUCUGGUUUCCCAUUUGCAGGUGCUGAUGUUGGAGGUUUCUUUGGCAACCCCAGUAAGGAGCUUCUCACCCGCUGGUACCAGGCUGGUAUCUACUACCCGUUCUUCCGUGGCCACGCCCACAUCGAUACUCGCCGCCGUGAGCCCUACAUCCCUGGAUCUCCUUACACCGAAAUCAUCACGCAAGCCCUUCGUCUCCGUUACCAGCUACUUCCUGCUUGGUACACUGCCUUCCACGAGGCCCACACAACUGGUGCACCGAUCGUGCGUCCCAACUUCUACAUUCACCCUGACGAUGAGGCUGGAUUCGCCAUCGACGAUCAGCUUUAUAUCGGAUCCACCGGUCUGCUUGCCAAACCUGUCACCAAGGAAGGCGCCGAUAGUGUCUCCGUAUACCUCGCUGACGACCAGCCCUACUUCGAUUACUUUGACUACACCACCUACAGCGGCAAGGGUCAGCACAUUGUCCCCGCUCCUCUCAACAAGAUCCCACUUCUGAUGCGCGGAGGUCAUAUCAUCCCUCGUCGCGAUCGCCCACGCCGUUCUUCAGGCCUGAUGAAGUACGACCCUUUCACUCUUGUUGUCGUUCUCGACAAAGAUGGCAACGCGGCUGGCACACUUUACGUCGAUGAUGGCGAGACCUUUGACUAUCAGGGCGGUGCCUUCAUCCACCGUCGCUUCUCUUUUGAUGGAAAACGCAACAUUCUCACCUCGUCCAACCUUGACACCAGCACUAUCCGCACCGUCAGGUACGAGAAGUACGCCAAGUCGAUGGCCAAGGUUCGUGUCGAGAAGGUCAUCAUCGUCGGUGCCCCAAGUGUAUGGAAGGACAAGGACGAGGUCAUCGUCAUGGAAGAGGGCUCGAAGGAGAGCAAGAGGAGGAAGCCAGUGCCGCUAGAAUACUAUGCUGCGGAUGGCAAGAAGGCUGCCUAUGCGGUCAUUCGUGACCCUAGUGUUGGCAUUGGACGUGGCUGGAAGAUCGAUUUUGGUGGUGCGAAUGCUGGUCCGCAUGAUCACCACGGCCAUGAGCAUUGAAUGUAGCGACGAACAAGAUCUGAUGUUGC